This is a messenger RNA of Ciona intestinalis (vase tunicate), 1406 nucleotides long. Its product is annotated as zinc transporter ZIP1. Lineage: Eukaryota; Metazoa; Chordata; Ascidiacea; Phlebobranchia; Cionidae. Gene Ontology annotation, molecular function: zinc ion transmembrane transporter activity. Gene Ontology annotation, cellular component: plasma membrane. Gene Ontology annotation, biological process: zinc ion transmembrane transport. The record is from RefSeq and is a predicted model, not a curated record.
UCUCUCCGAGAUCGUUGUUCAUCACUGGCUUCUGAGGUUUCUUCUUCCGGAACGCUCGUGCCACGACACUGCCCGUGCCUGUGAUCGACUUCAGCUGGUCUGCUGCUGUGUCUGAGUACAAGAUGGAGUUAGAGGUUGUUAAAAUAUUGUCUGCGCUAGUUUUGUGGAUUCUCAGCCUUUGCUUUGGGUUGAUGGUUCCGUACCUUAUAUGGAAGUCACGUGGUUGUCGACGUCAUCAGUCAUGCUCAAACGCACACGCGUUGACGGAGAAUGACGUAUUAAUCGACAAUGGGGAAAACACCGAAAUUCCUGAUGACGUGAAAGGUCGUUGGGGAAGAUUCAAGACAAGCGCGAAAGCGUCGUUCGCAAAGCUACGUAGGUAUGACGUCAUUAGCGUGAUAAACUGCUUCUGUGGAGGAUUAUUCCUCGGGAUAUGCUUGCUGGAGUUGCUGCCUGAAUCUAGGGCGGGCGUGACGAAAGCACUGACGUCAUAUGGCAUCGUUACGUCGUUUCCUGUGACGGAGUUCAUGAUUGGAGCUGGUUUGUUGUUGGUGAUGUUUAUCGACCACGCUGUUAGUGACGUAUGCGCCAGGAGGAAUACGUCACAAUCAAAUGAUUAUGACGUCAUGAACGAACAAAGGACGCGAGAUGAUGAAGUGAAUGCAGGUGGUGACGUCACACACUCUAGACGUAGCUCUGCAGCAAGUUUACGUCAUGUUGACGUCACAUCAUCGGAAUCUAUACGAACAUUGAUGUUGAUUGGCAUGUUAUCCAUACAUUCAAUAUUUGAAGGAUUGGCGCUUGGAUUGGAAGUUAAUGUUUCAGCAUUGAUCCAACUCUUACUUGCAGUAUCCGUACACAAAGGUGUUCUAGCGUUCGGUUUGGGUCUCCGGCUCUUUGAAGCUUUUGCUCACAAGCUCUCUACCGCACUCGCGUGCGCUAUUAUAUUCUGUAGUGCUUCACCGCUAGGCUGCGUUGUUGGAAUCUUUUUAACACCCACGUCACCGCAACCCAACGUGACCACACCGACCCCCUACUUUCCUGGAUAUGCUGACGUCGCUCUGGCGUCAGUUCCGGCAACGGUACCGGUGAGCGCGGUUUUGGAAUGUCUCGCAACGGGGACUUUCUUAUACGUCACGUUUAUUGAGGUAAUACCAUCUGAAUUUUCCCACAACGAUGGCGUGGAUAUGACGUCAUGUCACCCGCGAAAGAAACAGAUUCGAAAACUUUUCAAACUUUUAAUUUUAUUGCUCGGUUUCGGUGCAAUUGUUGGUUUGCAAUUCAUAUAAAUAUGUGACUGUGGCGUAACAAUGAUAUUUAUUUCUUUAGUUGAUUGUUUUUAAUUAAUUAUGACGUCAUAUUCCUGUGGUAUUGUAUUACACACAAUAAACUGUAUCUCGUAUUAU